CUCCACAGGCUGCAGCAUCACAACGAGCCGGCUCGAUCUACAACACGGAUGUUAUUUUAUCCUUUGUAUUUAUUUAUUUACAUUUAAUUAAAUAAUUUGUAAAUAUUCGCAUUUAUUUAUUGACCCGCAAACGGUCACCCCGCGAAAUUUGAAUUUAAAUAGUUAGUGUAUUAAAUUUAUAUAUUAAUGACAUUCUUAAUUAAAUUUCUGUAAUUAACAGAGAUUUUAAAAUUUAAUAACGUGUUAUUUUAUCAUUAAUUAGAUAAACUGUGAUUUGUAAUAAGUAUAUUUUAUGUUAAAAUGUUUUAUGAAUUUUGGAAAUUAAGAGGGAAGUGAUCUGUUUUAAAAGAGGUUUUGUGAUAUGUUAACCGAGGACAAUGACCCAACAAAACCGGCAGGGGUUUUAGACAAUACUGGAAAUGUUUCGUCGUCGACGGAAAGUACGGGCCAACACCCUCGGGUUAACAAUGAAACUGAAGUGAAGAAUGAGGUACAAGACUGCCCGGACAAUGAAAAUGUACCAGGCAGUGAAUUGUAUGUCGAUGAAAAUAUUGAAGAUAAAGAACAGGAGUAUCCUGAUUCUAUGGAAAAGUCUGACUAUAGUACUCUAUAUGGAGCUAAUCAGUAUUACAACAGUUUGUAUAAUUCUCCAAGUUAUGGAUCAGUUACGAAGAAUUCAUCAAGCUUACAAAGCUCUUAUUUAAGUUCAUACACAACACCAAGUCCAAUGACACAGUAUGCCUCCUAUCCUGGUUACAACAGCAGUAGUUCAACCUUUUCACCAGUUGGACAAAACAUAUCCUCGGCGUCACAAAAAUUAGACUACAGCGCGUACAGCAGCACCUGCCUCUACGGAAACGAUCGAAUGCCGCUUCAGUAUUCCGGAUAUUAUCCAGUGCCAGGAUAUCAUACGACGUCAUCGUCAUUCAAUCUCGGAAACCUUAAUUUUACAGAUUCAAAUAAAGCGAGCAGUCUUGUGCUAGACUCGGCAGCUCAUGAUAUCAAUGACUUGACGACGCGCGAUGCAAUAGAAGGUAAAAAUAAGAAAAAGAUGGAUAGAACAAGCGCAUCAGCGAAACCCUGUAGACGCGGAAGACGUCAGAGCGGAAGCGGAAACAGUAUUGGAUCUGCGGAUACUACUGAAGGCGGUACGGAUCGUAUAUUCAUAUGGGAUCUUGAUGAAACCAUAGUUGUGUUUCAUUCCCUACUCACUGGACAGUUUGCCACCAAACAUGGCAAGGACCCAGCGUUGUUAGCACAGCUGGCGUACAGGAUGGAAGAAAUGAUAUUCAAUUUGGCAGACACACAUUUCUUCUUCAAUGACGUUGAGGAUUGCGAUCAAGUUCAUAUAGAUGACGUAUCAUCAGACGACAACGGCCAAGAUUUGUCAUCGUACAAUUUUUCAGCAGAUGGAUUUCAAUGUGCGUCUGCAAAUAAUGGAAUUUGUUUGGCUUCCGGCGUACGCGGCGGUGUCGAUUGGAUGCGAAAGCUGGCCUUUCGUUACAGAAAAAUAAAAGAAACAUACAGCAAUUGUAGAAACAAUGUAGGCGGUUUAUUGGGAGCUAAACGCGAACAGUGGUUACAAUUGAGAUCGGAGAUUGAACUUCUAACUGAUAACUGGCUUACAUCCGCAGUUAAGUGUCUCAGUCUCAUCAGCAAACGCAGCCACUGCGUAAAUAUACUUGUAACAACUACACAACUUGUUCCAGCAUUAUCUAAAGUAUUAUUAUUUGGAUUGGGAGGUCUUUUUCCUAUUGAAAAUAUUUAUUCAGCAACUAAAAUUGGAAAAGAAAGUUGUUUUGGUCGUGUGGUAGCUAAAUUUGGAAGGAGAUGCACUUAUGUAGUUAUCGGCGAUGGUUCUGAUGAAGAAACCGCAGCACGAGCGCACAAUUUUCCAUUCUGGAGAAUAAACAGUCACUCGGAUACCCAAGCUCUCUAUAAUGCUCUAGAAAUGGGCUUUCUUUAAUACAAAAAAAUAUUCAAAGACAAGGAAAAAAAAUUAUAAAUCGUCGUUACAUCUCAACUUAUCGUCAUUCCUAAUUAGCAAUUAGUUAAUAAAAUAAAUAACAAAACUUAAUUACAUAAAAUAAUAAUAAUUAAUUCGCGUCCCUAAUGCCAAAAAGGCAUAUGCUGUAUAUAGAUCUACCAUAAGAGCUAAAAAGGCAUAUACAUUUUUUUUUUGCUCAAUCGCUUAGAAAUUAUUUGAAAUGAAUAUUUUGAUAAUAAAAAAAAAUUUUAACCAAAAAGGCCUAUAAAAAUACAUAAGCCUUUUUGCUUUUUGGUACAAUGAUCAUUAAUGCCAAAAAGGCAUAUAAACAAAAAAAUAUAUUACCAUAAAAUUAAACCCGUGAAUUCGAAUUUAAAUAUACUAAGGGAAAAAAUUGAAGUAAAAAAAAAUUUCAAAAUUUUUCGGUAAGUUUUGAGUAGCUGUAUUUAUGUGAAUAAUGGUCGCAUCGUGAAUUAAACAAAAAACAAAAAAAAAACACUUUGAAGCUUCAAGAUUCUAGAGUUCAGAUUUUUUGGUGAAAACUUUUUAGGGGCGACUUAUCGCUUUAGAAUCACAAAAUUGAUUAAAAAGACAAAAUUUUAAAUAUUAAUGCCAAAAUGGCCUAUAACAGCAAACAUAUCCCUAUUUGGCAUUAAUUUAAUUUUUAAUUUUUUAGUUAAUGCUAAAAAAGGCGUAUAAAUAAGAAAUCAAUAAAAUAUUAAAUUGAUUCAUUUUAAUAUCUAUUGACAUGUAUACUAGGGUGGGCCGAAAAUCCGCUUUUUUUAAAUUUUUAUUAUUAAUACCAAAAAUAUUUUUCCGUGUACAAAAAAAAAAUUUUUCGGAAAUCAAAAAAAAUUUUAGGUCGAUAUCUUAGGCUCGCUAAAUCCCGCUAAAGUUAGAAGUUGUUUAAAAUUUUUUUUCCAACACAUUUUGAUCGGAAAUUUAAUUCUCUACAAAAAAGGUCCUUUAAUAUAAUUACGUACAGUUGAUAGUUACUGAGAUAAUUGCAAUUUUGCUCUAAAAAAUGAAAUUCUUCAAGAUAUUAUUACUUUUUCAGGGUAAAAAAUAAAUUUUAUCAUAAAAAUUUCGUCGGAAAUUCAAUUUUCUACAAAACAGACCUAAUAAAAAUUUAUUCAAAGUUGAUAGUUACAAAGAUAAUAUACAAUUCUUGGUGAAAACCACCAAAUAACGAGAAAUGUGACUAUCUAAACAUAAAACUGCCAGUUUCUGAAUAACUAUAAAUUUCAAGUUUUUACCAGAAGACCAAUUUUGUAAGAAAUUUGAUUUUCCAUGAAAUUUAUAUGAUAAAAUUCAUAUUUUACCCUGAAAAAGUGAUAAUAUCUUGAAAAAUUAUAUUUUCUAGAACAAAAUUGCAAUUAUCUCAGUAACUAUCAAUUUUACGUAAUUUUAUUAUAGGACCUUUUAUACAGAGAAUUAAAUUUCUGAUCAAAAUAAGUUGGAAAAGAAUUUUUAAACAACUUCUAACUUUAACGGGAUUUGGCGAGCCUAAGAUAUCGACCUAAAAUUUCUUUUGUUUUCCGAAAAUUUUUUUUUUUGUACAAAGAAAAAUAUUUUUGGUAUUAAUGAUGAAAAUUCAACAAAAGCGGAUUUUCGGCCCACCCUAAUGUAUACUAUAACAAAAUAAAAAACUUUUUAAUCGUCAUCGCCACUAUCUACAUAGAUCAGCUGUAUGCUGAAGUACUACAGCAUCAGUAAGUGAAUACACCAAUUUAAUAACCCUUUAUGAUUCAGGAGAUAUUUUAAUGAAAUACAAUGAGUUUUAUAAAAAUUUACCACACAACGCUGGUAAAUGUGACGGAAUUUAAUUUAAUUAUUAUUUUAAAUAAAAAAUAAGGUAAAAAGUUUUUCACUAAUAAUACAUUCGGUCUUUUUUACAGCAGAUAUUGAUGAUAACGACGAUGACUAUGAUAAACGAUUAUUUUUGUACAAUAUGCGGGUUAAUAAAUUUUAUUGAACCAAUUUAAUAUUUUAUUGAUUUUUUAUUUAUACGCCUUUUCGGCAUUAACUAAAAAAUUAAAAAUAAAAUUAAUGCCAAAAAGGCAUAUAUAUAUAUAUAUAUUUGCUGUCAUAGGCCAUUUUGGUAUUAGUAUUUUAAAUUUUGUUUUUUGAUAAAUUUCGUCACUCUGAAGCGAUAAGUGCAUUUAAAAAAAAUUAUAUGCCUUUUUGGUAUUAGGGACGCGAAUUAUUAAUUAAAUAAGUAGACAAUUUAGUGUAAAGUCGAUCAUCGUAAAAAAUUAAAAUAUGGCCAAUAAUUAAAUUUAUUUAAUGAUCGAUUUAUAUUCAGGGUCCACGAGUGUUUAAAUAAAUAAAAUAUAAAAUUUAGAAAAAUUAAAUUAAACAUGAUAAUUAAUUAUUAAGCUAAAGUAUUUAAGUGGAAAAAUUUUAUCUAUUGUAUUUUAAAAGACUACUGUCAAUUGAUAUAUUAGCGAGCUUCUAUAUGUGUAUAGAGAUUAUAAAUUACAUUAAUAAGAAUAAUUAUCAUGAUAGAAAAAAAAAAUGAUCUUGAAUGUACUUAAUAAUGAAAAUAAGAUAUGAGUGCAACGAAUUUUUUUUUAGUAAUUAAAUUUUUUAUAUUAAAUUCUGAUGAUACUCAAGUUAGCCGACGUCUAAUAAUUUUUGGAUUUUUUUAAAAACAAAAUAU
Molecule: messenger RNA, 4649 nt
Organism: Microplitis mediator
Lineage: Eukaryota; Metazoa; Arthropoda; Insecta; Hymenoptera; Braconidae
Gene: eya
Product: eyes absent homolog 4
Exons: 8
Coding region: 362-1966 (534 amino acids)
Biological process (GO): multicellular organism development; positive regulation of DNA repair; cell differentiation
Cellular component (GO): nucleus
Molecular function (GO): protein tyrosine phosphatase activity
Source: RefSeq, a predicted model, not a curated record